Molecule: messenger RNA, 615 nt
Organism: Cokeromyces recurvatus
Lineage: Eukaryota; Fungi; Mucoromycota; Mucoromycetes; Mucorales; Mucoraceae
Exons: 2
Coding region: 1-615 (204 amino acids)
Source: RefSeq, a predicted model, not a curated record
AUGGCCGUUCGAAGCAGCCCAGAAAAAGUCCAUGACAUACUGGCAAAAUACAAUCAUGUAUCUUGGCUUGCAGACGCUUUUUCAGAUUUAGCAAAUAUACCCAAUGUGCAGUUGUUUGUUGAUGAAAACAAGCUAAAAAAUUACGGACAAUCACUGGCUACUGCAUGUGAAACAGUUGCAGUUAAUUGGAACAAUUAUUACAUUGAAAACUUUGAAAACAUUAUAUGCAAUUAUUUUGUAUUCUUCGUCAUCAAAGAAUAUUCGGAUUUAAAAGUUGCCAAUAUUAAAAAAUUGGUGUAUAACUACGUGUAUGAUGAAGUAUUCUUACAAGCUGAAACGUCGAGCAUACCAGUGAAUACACCGAGCUUGUUUAAGCCUGAGGCGGCUUCCAGUCUCCAAAAUUACCUGAAUCCUCUAAUCCUAGAAGUGAAAACUAGAAUACCAGCGGUUCCUGUCACUAAAGCUACUCUUAAUGAAUCGCCUUUCAAAAUUCUUCCGAUAUUUAGGUAUAUACUAGGCGAAUAUGAAGCAUAUAAUAUUGCUCAAGCGUCCGAAAAGAAGGAAAAAGCCAAAACGACAAGACUAUUCAGUUUAUUUUCCCCCAGCCUGGGUUGA